AUGUCAGGACACCACCGCAUCACCCUCGCUGCCAACCCCCCCUACUUCAAUGGGGACAAGUCCAAAUAUAUGGGCUUUGUGGACUCAUGCACCACCUACAUCGGUGCUUAUUGGUCAGAAUUCUCGCAGGAUGAGACAAAAAUCCUCUUCAUCCUCUCGUACCUCCGCAAUGAGGCUGGCACAAGCUGCGCCGCCUCGAGAUGGGCAAUGAACUGGAAGCAGCGCAACUUCGAAAGCCUCAAUGGACUGAAGGCUGGGGUCACCUCGACGACCUUCUUGGAGGAGCUUCAGAGGGCCUUUGGGGACUCCAACGUGGAGCAAGUUGCCGCCGCUCGACUCAUGGCCCUGCGCCAGAACAAACAAUCCUUUGCAGAUUAUAUCUCCAACUUCGAGAUGCUGGCUGCGGAUGCAGGGUACAAUGUGGUCACCUCCACCAAUGACAAGGGCGAGUACAAGAAGGGGGAUCAGGACAACAUCCUCAUCAAGUUCCUCGAGCGCAGGCUGAGCAGCAAGAUUGCAAGUUGCCUCUACAACACUGGUGUCCCUCUGCCCAAGGCGUAUGGUGCCUUCAAGGACUGGUGUGUCAACAUCAAGGCAAACACUUUGCACGACCAGUUGCGCAAGGCAUCAUAUGGGCACUUCACACCACAACCACCUCCCCAGUUCCGUCCCCAGGCGGCACCAGUGGCGCCCACACCUGCUCCGACCCGGCCGGCUGCCAAUGAACCGGUUCUGAUGGAAAUCGAUUGCACGCACACCCGCAGCCACAAUAUCAUCUACUACAACUGUCAGCAGCCGGGGCACAUUGCAUGGAACUGCCCGGAACCAAGGAAGAAGCGCACGUUCUUCAAUCGGGCCACGAUGCUUGAAGAGAUCGAGAACGGGGACAAGGACAACGAGUUCCUCAAGGAGGUUGCCAAGAAGCUGCGCGAGAUGUCAGCUGAUGUGAGAGAUGGCUGCGAGAUCACAUCAGUGUAA
Molecule: messenger RNA, 978 nt
Organism: Mycena citricolor
Lineage: Eukaryota; Fungi; Basidiomycota; Agaricomycetes; Agaricales; Mycenaceae
Source: the annotation of a GenBank genome assembly